CUUUUCCGCCUUCCGUGUUGCUCACAGCUCCCUGAGAGCAUUUCUCUGCCUGUAGGUGCCGGUGGCCGCAGUGCGCUGCACACCUGGUCACCAUGCCACGCAAGAUCGAGGAGAUCACGGACUUCCUGUUGAUGGCGCGGCACAAGGACACCAAGUCUGUCAAGAUCAAGAAGAACAAAGAUAAUGUGAAGUUUAAAGUGUGGUGCAGCAGGUGCCUUUAUACAUUGGUCAUCACAGACAAGGAGAAGACAGAGAAACUGAAGCAGUCCCUGCUCCCAGGUUUGGCAGUAAAAGAGCUGAAAUGAAGCAGGAGUGCUGAUUUAAACUACAUUAAAAUUAUUUUAAAAAAUAAUAAAAA
Erinaceus europaeus (western European hedgehog) is the source of this 358-nucleotide messenger RNA. RefSeq names its product large ribosomal subunit protein eL38-like. Gene Ontology annotation, biological process: protein-RNA complex assembly; translation. Bases 93 to 305 code for a protein of 70 amino acids. The record is from RefSeq and is a predicted model, not a curated record. Gene Ontology annotation, cellular component: ribosome; cytosolic large ribosomal subunit. The transcript has a single exon. Gene Ontology annotation, molecular function: structural constituent of ribosome. Lineage: Eukaryota; Metazoa; Chordata; Mammalia; Eulipotyphla; Erinaceidae.